GAACUACAUCUCCCGCGGGGCUGCGCCAGCCUCGCUUCCCGCCCCGCUCUCGCCUCGCGGGACCUGGCGCUGCCUGUGGCGGGAGCCGAUGGAGGGCGCCGCGGAAGAGCCGCUCGUGCGGUGCCCUGUGUGUCUGCGGGAGCUGCCGGGAGCCGACAUCAACGUGCACCUGGACGAGUGCUUGCAGGCCGGGGAAGAUGAAAGGGAGCCGGGCGCGUCGCCCCCUUCUAAGCGGCCACGCUUCGCCACCGCCCCGCCAGCGGAGGGGAAGCCGGAGGCGGCCUGCCCGGCCGCCAUCACACCCGUCUUCUCCCUCUUCCACAAGAGCCGUGUCGGAGGACAAAGCCCGGUAGCCCCCGGCCGGAGGAGCGGGGCAGGGCGAGAGGAGGCCAUCGUGAAAGCGGAAGAGGGAGGCUCGGCGGAGACGGGCGGCAGGCUGGCGUUGAGCGGGGCGAGCCUGAUGCAGAGGCUGGAGGGGAAGCCCCUGGCCGAACAGCUGCGGCCGGACACACUGGGGGAUUAUGUGGGGCAGGAGCGGGUGCUGGGAGCGCAGACGCUGCUACGAUCCCUGCUGGAGUCUCACGAAGUCCCCUCCCUCAUUCUCUGGGGGCCACCGGGCUGCGGCAAGACUACACUGGCACACAUCAUAGCCAACAGCAGCAAAAAGAACGGUGCGAGGUUUGUGACAUUGUCAGCCACAAGUGCUAAGACAAAUGAUGUUCGAGAUGUCAUCAGCCAAGCCCAGAAUGAAAAAAGACUCUUCAAGAGAAAAACUAUCCUCUUUAUUGAUGAGAUCCACCGUUUCAAUAAAUCUCAGCAGGACACUUUCCUUCCUCACGUCGAGUGUGGGACGGUGACCCUGAUAGGAGCAACCACAGAAAACCCCUCCUUUCAAGUCAAUGCUGCCCUUCUGAGCCGAUGCCGGGUGAUUGUCCUGGAGAAGCUCUCAGUCGAAGCUAUGGAGGCAAUUCUGAUGCGGGCAGUCAGGUCCUUAGGAGUCCAGGUUUUGGGCCAAGGCAAGCAGCACAGCAGCUCUGUGACUGGCAGUGGCAGCGAAAGCUCAGACUUCCAGGUGUACAUAGAGGAUAAAGCUCUCAGCACCCUAGCCUACCUCUGUGAUGGUGAUGCAAGGACAGGACUGAAUGGACUCCAGUUAGCAGUUCAAGCCAGAUUAGCAGCUGGGAAGAUGACUCUGUUGGACCCUACCAAAAGUGGUUCUUCAGAUGGCAUUCUGAUAACAGAAGAACAUGUAAAGGAGGGGCUACAGCGAUCCCACAUUCUGUAUGAUCGAGCAGGAGAGGAACACUACAAUUGCAUCUCGGCCCUGCAUAAGUCUAUGAGAGGCUCAGAUGAAAAUGCUUCACUUUACUGGCUUGCUCGAAUGCUCGAAGGUGGUGAGGAUCCACUCUAUGUGGCAAGGAGGCUGGUGAGGUUUGCAAGUGAGGAUAUAGGGCUGGCAGAUCCCCUGGCUUUAACACAAGCGGUUGCUGCUUAUCAAGGCUGUCACUUCAUUGGAAUGCCAGAGUGUGAGGUGAUUCUAGCACAAUGUGUAGUGUAUUUUGCCAGAGCACCCAAGUCCAUAGAGGUAUACAAGGCAUAUAGCAAUGUUAAAGAGUGUCUGAGAAUGCAUACGGGUCCUCUGCCACCUGUGCCACUGCACCUGAGAAAUGCCCCAACUAAGCUCAUGAAGAACCUGGGCUAUGGUAAAGGCUAUAAAUACAACCCCAUGUACAAGGAACCUGUAGACCAGGACUAUCUACCAGAAGAGCUGAAAGGAAGAGACUUCUUCAAGGAAGAAAAAACAUGAUGACCUUGCUCUGAAUAGGUUUUCGCCUUGUGAUUCAUGUGUUUGCACCGGAAUGAAACUUGCUCAGCUGUUACUGUGGUUGAAAGUAGUAAACCACUGAGCCUUUUGGAUGCUUUCUUUCCCUUCUGGUUUUACAGACGUUAUUCUGAAGAUGUUUUAUGAAGAUUUGCAGCUAAGCAGUACAGAAGUGGGAACAAAAAAGUUUUAUCAGUUUUAUCAGUGUAGUGAUGUCACCCUCUGGUUCAGACUAAAGAAAAUAUGAGGGACUUGUCUUUCUGGCUCUUGCUGUGACACCAGGAAUAUUAUUGCACUGCUUUUUGAAGUCAUCUGUUUCAGUUUGUGAGAACAUAUUGUAUACUCCCUAUUAAAAUAAGGUAAGCAAUAUACAAUUCUUGCUCUUGUGAUGUUCCAGAGACUAAUUUUUUACAUUUAUUACACCAAUAAAGUUGUUAAGAAUAGUG
Molecule: messenger RNA, 2268 nt
Organism: Pogoniulus pusillus (Red-fronted tinkerbird)
Lineage: Eukaryota; Metazoa; Chordata; Aves; Piciformes; Lybiidae
Gene: WRNIP1
Product: WRN helicase interacting protein 1
Exons: 7
Coding region: 89-1807 (572 amino acids)
Biological process (GO): DNA synthesis involved in DNA repair; DNA-templated DNA replication; DNA repair
Cellular component (GO): nucleus
Molecular function (GO): single-stranded DNA helicase activity; DNA binding; ATP binding
Source: RefSeq, a predicted model, not a curated record